Molecule: messenger RNA, 1847 nt
Organism: Phragmites australis (common reed)
Lineage: Eukaryota; Viridiplantae; Streptophyta; Magnoliopsida; Poales; Poaceae
Product: AT-hook motif nuclear-localized protein 25-like
Exons: 2
Coding region: 418-1395 (325 amino acids)
Biological process (GO): vegetative to reproductive phase transition of meristem
Cellular component (GO): nucleus
Molecular function (GO): minor groove of adenine-thymine-rich DNA binding; DNA-binding transcription factor activity
Source: RefSeq, a predicted model, not a curated record
UGUAUUGCAGCUGUUAACUCCACCAACCGCAUCUUCCUUGCUGCCACCGGAGUUUUCGUCCAGAAUCCUGACCCCUUCUUUUCCUUGGGCGGCGCCGCGCCGCGCCGUGCCGACUAAGCUUUAAGUUCAAGGUCAAGGAGAGAUGCAUGAUGCGCGCGUGCGUCCCAAGCUCUAAUGAGCCCCACGCUCCUCCCGCAUCUAGCUACUAGUACCAGUCCAUCGGUAUCCCUCUCUCCGCUUGGUCCACACUGGGUAGCUAGCUGCGAAAAGAUUCGGCCAUUGACCGACUAGAUUGCGAGCGCAGUUGAAGGGAUCGAACAAGCAGAUUGUCCAAGCAACGAGCUUGUUCCAGCAGGUAGCGGCGAGGUCAAGAAGCUGGCGGCGAGCAAGUGGUGGGAGCGCGGCGGUGAGGGUGCCAUGGCCGGGAUGGACCCCGGCGGCGGCGGUACUGGGGUUGCGUCGCACUAUUUGGACCUCCUCCGUGCCCAGCAGCACCAGCACCAGCCAUCGCCGCUCUCCCCCAACUCCCACGUCAAGAUGGAGCGCUCCGCGCCGUCGCCGGACAGGGACAAGAAUCUGGCCACCAACGCUGAUCCCGGCGGGAGCGGAGCGGGUGGCGGGGAUCGACCCUCGCCGUCUUCCAUGGUGCCGGCCGAGGGCCACGGGGGAUCUGGUGGCCCGACGAGGAAGCCGCGCGGGAGGCCGGCGGGGUCCAAGAACAAGCCCAAGCCGCCCAUCAUCGUGACGCGGGACAGCCCCAACGCGCUCCACUCCCACGUCCUCGAGGUCGCCGCCGGCGCCGACGUCGUUGACAGCGUCUCCGAGUACGCGCGCCGCCGCGGCCGCGGCGUCUGCGUGCUCAGCGGCGGCGGCGCCGUCUCCAACGUCGCGCUCCGCCAGCCCGGCGCCGAGCCCCCGGGCAGCCUCGUCGCCACCCUGCGCGGGCAGUUCGAGAUCCUGUCCAUCACGGGCACCGUGCUGCCGCCGCCCGCCCCCCCGGGGGCCAGCAGCCUCACCGUGUUCCUCGCCGGCGGGCAGGGGCAGGUGGUCGGCGGGAGCGUGGUCGGCAAGCUUGUCGCCGCGGGGCCCGUCGUCCUCAUGGCCGCUUCGUUCGCCAACGCCGUCUACGAGAGGCUGCCGCUUGAGGGAGAGGAAGGGGAGGCGGCCACAGCCACCGCAGCCGUGGAACAGCAAGGUGCAACGCAACCCGCCGCAGCACAACCACAGCAGCCGGAGGCAUCGCAGUCAUCAGGGGUGACCUGGGGCGAUGCUGGCGGCGCCGGCAUGGGCCAUGGCAUGUCACUGUAUGAUCUUGCUGGAGGGAAUGUGGGAAGCUACCAGUUGCCCGGAGACAACUUCGGCAGCUGGACCGGCGGUAUGAGGCCGCCAUUUUGAUUCACAUCAAGCUCUUGACAUGGCAUAGAAUCAGGGUAAGUCUCAGAACGUUCCAUGGAGGAGAACCUGUGAUUGAUCACUCUGGUCAUGCAUUUCGGUGAGAAUGCAAUGCAUGCUGUGCUUACUGUUGAAUUGUGAAAUCCCAAAUGGUCUAUACCUAUUAUGUAAGAAUCUCAUGCAUUACAAAGUGGAUUAUCAACAUUGGUUGUGAAUUUAAAUAAAUUUUGCCUGCACGGGAUCAGUUCGAACAAAAUCCAAGAAGAAAGGUCAGUAGGUCCAGAGUUUACUGUUUAGUGUCCAUCUGUAAUCUCUUGCUUUAGAAUGAUGCUUGUCAAGUGUCGUCUUUCGGCCUUUUGCUUCUAUUUUUCUUUAUAAGGAUGCUUGUUAUGUUAUUCUACUAUUUCUAUAAAGAGUACUCUUCUAUAAAUUCUACUACUGCUUUCACCUUUUUA